Porites lobata is the source of this 705-nucleotide messenger RNA. NCBI's taxonomy places the organism in Eukaryota, Metazoa, Cnidaria, Anthozoa, Scleractinia, Poritidae. The record is from the annotation of a GenBank genome assembly.
UGCACAAUAUGGCGUCCGGUCACGCGUUGCUGUGCUCUGUGGUUUUCCUUGUCGUUCAGUCGACGCUGUUUAACUUUCGCGCCUAGAAGUUAUCCUGUGCUCAUAACCAUAAGGUGAAUUCUUCGGCGAACCAUUUGGACAGGUCCGUUUGGUUUGAGUCAAGUUAUGUCUCUGUAAAUCUUAUUAGAUCGAUGGCCGUUACGAGAGACUUCAAGGCAAGAGAAAUCUCGUUCCGGCUAGAAGGUUUCCCUCGUGAACGAAAGCGGGACCUCAAAACAACCUUCAAACUUGGCAACCCUGGACAGUUAAUCAAACUGGUGAACUUUUUUGUCGCUGCCGGAAUUUUAAUGCAAGCAGGUGAUAUAUCACUCAACCCUGGUCCGGUAAACCACGCUAAGCGACCUUUGUGUUCACUUUGUCUCAAGACGAUCCGAAGGAACCAAGGUGAAGCUUCAUGUCAAGCAUGCAAUGGUCUUUUUCACCUGAAGUGUAUCAGAAUUUCGUUCGAGGACAGCAAGUGUUGUAAAAGCUGUAGCGAAGGAGAGGUGGUAGUCACUGAGCAAGUUAGCGAGAGCGAGAACACAGCAUACCCUAAACUUAAAAGUCUUUCGGAGUUGCUACUUUCGAAGGGCUUGAAAGUAUGUCAUCAAAACAUCCGAUCCCUGCUACCAAAGAUUGACCAAGUUCGAGCUUUACUAGAGUCAC